GCGCAUGCGCAGCGGAGCCUGUCAUGGCGGCUGCAGGAUGGCCAGUUUGCGCACAGAGUUUAAAAGGCGUCAUUUUGGACAUGUGCGGGGUUUUGUACGACAGCGGAGACGGGGACGGAGUGGCCAUCCCCGGGUCCAUAGAAGCGGUGCAAAGGUUGAAACGGUCUGAUCUGCAGCUUCGUUUCUGCACCAAUGAGACCCAGGCGUCCAGAGACAGAUUUGUGGCUAAACUCCAGAGACUCGGGUUCGACAUCUCUGUGAAGGAAGUGUUCUCCCCCGCACCGGCCGCCGUGUCUGUGCUGAAGGAGCGAGGACUGCGGCCUCACCUGCUGGUCUACGACGGUCUUUUACCGGAGUUUGAGGGGCUGGACCAGACGAACCCAAACUGUGUCGUGAUCGGAGACGCGGCGGAGAAAUUCUCGUACGAAAACCUGAAUGAUGCGUUCAGGGUCCUGAUCGGGCUGGACAAACCGCUGCUCUUCUCUCUGGGGCAGGGGAGAUAUUACAAAGAGACCGACGGCCUUAAACUCGAUGUGGGCGUUUAUAUGAAAGCACUGGAGUACGCCUGCGAUGUGAAAGCUCAAGUCAUCGGAAAACCCUCUCCCACGUUCUUCCAAAGCGUACUCAACGAUAUGGGAAUACAGCCACAUGAGGCGUUGAUGAUCGGGGACGACCUGGUGAACGACGUUGGAGGAGCUCAGAGCUGUGGCAUGAUGGGAGUCCAGGUCCGAACUGGAAAAUACAGAGCCAGUGAUGAGAGACACUCGUCUGUCAGAGCCGACGGGACGGAGGACAAUCUGAGCCGAGCUGUGGACCUGCUCCUCCACCACAGGGGGCAGUAAAGAGACAAACUGAU
Messenger RNA from Periophthalmus magnuspinnatus, 856 nucleotides. It is a transcript of the gene lhpp, whose product is annotated as phospholysine phosphohistidine inorganic pyrophosphate phosphatase. Gene Ontology annotation, molecular function: inorganic diphosphate phosphatase activity; phosphatase activity. Gene Ontology annotation, cellular component: cytosol. The coding region runs from base 24 to 842 and encodes 272 amino acids. Gene Ontology annotation, biological process: dephosphorylation. The record is from RefSeq and is a predicted model, not a curated record. The transcript is spliced from 7 exons. NCBI's taxonomy places the organism in Eukaryota, Metazoa, Chordata, Actinopteri, Gobiiformes, Gobiidae.